Molecule: messenger RNA, 814 nt
Organism: Vespa crabro (European hornet)
Lineage: Eukaryota; Metazoa; Arthropoda; Insecta; Hymenoptera; Vespidae
Product: cysteine and histidine-rich protein 1 homolog
Exons: 2
Coding region: 518-814 (98 amino acids)
Cellular component (GO): nucleus
Source: RefSeq, a predicted model, not a curated record
GGCGCGCAAAAGGUAGAAGGGGGAUGUGAUGAUGACGAAUGAAUGGCUAGAAAAGCGAAGGGAGAGAGAGCGGGUGGGGAUACGCGCGAGAGCUUGAAACGGGAUAGGUGCGUUUACGUCUGACGUCUAUUUUGUGAUUGGCCACGUGCUCCAAUAGCGACAUUUAUUAAAAUGGCGCGUGUUCAAUUUUUAAUCUGUGGAACUUUCUCUUUAUCUUUUUAACCUCAUCGAAAUAGAAAACGGAUUUCAAUUUAUCACUAUUUUGAUGUAAAGAAAAACUUUAAUAUAAUGAUAUAAAAAUAUACGAUCUAAUUAGAAUACUUUGAUAUUUUUAUAACGAAGCCAAAAAUUAGAUCAUACUUUCUUUACUUUGUCAUUGGUCGCUGCUUCGUUCGAUCGACCAAUCGGUGACGUGUGCGCGAACGAUGCUAGCGACUCUAGCGGAAUAUUGGGACAAGUCCGUCACAGUCUGCUGACAGAGCUCGUACCACGCUCGUCAAGAGGAAAAAUCAAAACAAUGAACAUGGCGGAGCCGAGCAACGAGGCUGCCUCCUCGAGCAGCGUUUCAGAGCAGGCCGCGUCGGUUGCACCGAUGCGAGACGAGCUUGAAAAGGUCGAGGAUUUCCUCGAGCCCGACAAGAAGCGUCGUAAGCAGGUGCGCGGCGAUGGGAAAACCGAGCAGAAGUUGGAGCACCGAUUGGGCGGCAUCCUCUGCUGCGCAGUUUGUCUUGAUCUGCCCAGGGCGGCCGUCUAUCAGGUUGUAAAACAUCAAAAUCAUGGUAAUAUACAUGACUGUAGUCUUAUUUUAUUUUGA